AUGCCUGAUUCGUCCGACUCCGAUUCGGACUUGGAGGAGGUUUCAGACGGGUCCGAUGCCAUCGACCCAGUUUACUCGGAGGACUCUUCCCCCGAACGCAGUGUGACUGUGCAGCCAGCCAUAGAGGCUAGGCAGGAGGCGGACAAAUCCGCCGUCUUGGAACCUGAAGGGGAACCCCUUUUUGACCCUGAUGCCCUGCAUAACCCUCGCUCGGCUUACUGCUACCCCACCACCCAUGUGGCCAUAUACAUUGCCACUAGGGUUAGGAAGCCCCUAGAUAACGCCACGAGAAAUAAGCUAAGAGCAGAGUGCUCACGCCCUACAGUCCCAGACAUUGCCUGUGUGACCCCCGAAGUGGAUCCUAAGAUCGCCCAAUUUCAGGGUAAAUCAGGCUGGAAGGUCAAAAAGGGACUAGACUAUUCCCUAUGA
Messenger RNA from Pelobates cultripes (western spadefoot toad), 429 nucleotides. The record is from the annotation of a GenBank genome assembly. NCBI's taxonomy places the organism in Eukaryota, Metazoa, Chordata, Amphibia, Anura, Pelobatidae.